Messenger RNA from Mustela lutreola (European mink), 1844 nucleotides. Its product is annotated as phosphatidylinositol 3,4,5-trisphosphate 3-phosphatase and dual-specificity protein phosphatase PTEN-like. Gene Ontology annotation, biological process: phosphatidylinositol dephosphorylation; negative regulation of cell population proliferation; phosphatidylinositol 3-kinase/protein kinase B signal transduction. Gene Ontology annotation, cellular component: cell projection; cytosol; nucleus. The record is from RefSeq and is a predicted model, not a curated record. Bases 39 to 1556 code for a protein of 505 amino acids. Gene Ontology annotation, molecular function: protein tyrosine phosphatase activity; phosphatidylinositol-3,4,5-trisphosphate 3-phosphatase activity; inositol-1,3,4,5-tetrakisphosphate 3-phosphatase activity. The transcript is spliced from 10 exons. NCBI's taxonomy places the organism in Eukaryota, Metazoa, Chordata, Mammalia, Carnivora, Mustelidae.
GCUCCUCGCCGCGGCCCCGCUGCUCCCUCCCUCUGCGCAUGUGCGUCUCCGCCUUCUUCUCCCCGCUCCUCCGUUCCCGGCCUCCAGCUCCUCGCCGCCCCGCGCAUCGCCGCUCCCUCCCUCUGCACAGGUGCGUCCGCGCCUUCUCCUCCCGGCCGAUCUUUCACGCGCCUCCAGCUCCUCGCCGCCGCCGCGCCGCUCCCUCCUUCUGCGCAUGUGCGUCCCCGCCUUCUCCUCCCAGCUUGUCCGUUCCUGGCCUCCAGCUCCUCGUCGCCCCGCGCUGCGCCGCUUCCUCCCUCUGCACAGCUCUCCCUCCUCCACUAAGAGCAGAAAAUGAACACAUCCCAGGCAGAGUCCCAGGCUGGCAGGAGGAGUGGGCGUGGUCGCUGGGGCAGCCCUCCAAAAUGGGUCAGGUGGUGCUUCGAGGCUCAGGGAACGUGGCCUCCUGGGCAGCAUCCAAAGCGUCUGGCCUCUGUCUCUUCAGUGCAGAUGAAGUGCAGCACGUCCAGGAGUGUGACCGCUGCCAUCUCCCUGGUGCACGUGCAUCGCAGUGGUGUGCUGAAAGACAUUAUGAUACCGCCAAAUUUAACUGCAGAGUUGCACAGUAUCCUUUUGAAGACCAUAAUCCACCACAGCUAGAACUUAUCAAACCCUUUUGUGAAGAUCUUGACCAAUGGCUAAGUGAAGAUGACAAUCAUGUUGCAGCAAUUCACUGUAAAGCUGGAAAGGGACGAACCGGUGUAAUGAUUUGUGCAUAUUUAUUACAUCGGGGCAAAUUUUUAAAGGCACAAGAGGCCCUAGAUUUCUAUGGGGAAGUAAGGACCAGAGACAAAAAGGGAGUAACUAUUCCCAGUCAGAGGCGCUAUGUGUAUUAUUAUAGCUACCUGUUAAAGAAUCAUCUGGAUUAUAGACCAGUGGCACUGUUGUUUCACAAGAUGAUGUUUGAAACUAUUCCAAUGUUCAGUGGCGGAACUUGCAAUCCUCAGUUUGUGGUCUGCCAGCUAAAGGUGAAGAUCUAUUCCUCCAAUUCAGGACCCACACGACGGGAAGACAAGUUCAUGUACUUUGAGUUCCCUCAGCCUUUGCCUGUGUGUGGUGACAUCAAAGUAGAGUUCUUCCACAAGCAGAACAAGAUGCUAAAAAAGGACAAAAUGUUUCACUUUUGGGUAAACACAUUCUUCAUACCAGGACCAGAGGAAACCUCAGAAAAAGUAGAAAAUGGAAGUCUCUGUGAUCAAGAAAUUGAUAGUAUUUGCAGUAUAGAACGUGCAGAUAAUGACAAGGAAUAUCUAGUACUCACUCUAACAAAAAAUGAUCUUGACAAAGCAAACAAAGACAAGGCCAACCGAUACUUUUCUCCAAAUUUUAAGGUGAAACUGUACUUCACGAAAACAGUAGAGGAGCCGUCGAAUCCCGAGGCUAACAGUUCAACUUCUGUAACACCAGAUGUUAGUGACAAUGAACCUGAUCAUUAUAGAUAUUCUGACACCACUGACUCUGAUCCAGAGAAUGAACCUUUUGAUGAAGAUCAGCAUACACAAAUUAGAAAAAUCUGAAUUUUUUUUUUUUAAUCAAGAGGGAUAAAACACCAUGAAAACAAACUUGAAUAAACUGAAAUUGGUCCUUUUUUUUAAUGGCAAUAGGACAUUGUGUCAGAUUACCAGUUAUAGGAACAAUUCUCUUUUCCUGACCAAUCUUGUUUUACCCUAUACAUCCACAGGGUUUUGACACUUGUUGUCCAGUUGAAAAAAGGUUGUGUAGCUGUGUCAUGUAUAUACCUUUUUGUGUCAAAAGGACAUUUAAAAUUCAAUUAGGAUAAAUAAAGAUGGCACUUUCCCAUUUUA